Molecule: messenger RNA, 2037 nt
Organism: Neltuma alba
Lineage: Eukaryota; Viridiplantae; Streptophyta; Magnoliopsida; Fabales; Fabaceae
Product: zinc finger protein SHOOT GRAVITROPISM 5-like
Exons: 4
Coding region: 400-1833 (477 amino acids)
Cellular component (GO): nucleus
Molecular function (GO): DNA-binding transcription factor activity
Source: RefSeq, a predicted model, not a curated record
AGAGAGCUAUUUAGAGACAUCACCCGCUCAAGAUGAGCCUCGCAGUUAAGCAAACCAGAGAGAGAAGAAGAAGAAGAAGACCAAGAAGAUCGAUGAUGAUGAACCAGAAAAGCUGAAAGUCUCUCCUCCUCCUCCUUCAUCACCAAAAGUAAUUUCAAAAGAAAGCUGAAUCCAAUCCGACCCCAACCAUAAGCACCCAAUUUAGCUCCCUUUUAUAUCCCACCCUAGCUAGCUGCCGUAGACCUAGCUAGCCUUUCGUUAUCAUCACCACGUUCUUCUUCUUCUUCUUCUUCUUCAUCAUCGUCUUCUCUCUCUAAAUUAAACGCUCUCUCGCUCCUCCAACCUAUUUCUAUCGCCAACAAAAACCAGUCACUGAAAUACUCACUAUUAUUGUAUAUCAUGCUAGCGAAUAAUUCUCUUGCUUCGGUUCCUACUUCUGAGCCGCCCUUUGCUUGCGGCGAUAAUGGCACUGUCACGACGAAUAAGAGAAAGAGAAGACCCGCGGGAACUCCAGAUCCGGACGCGGAGGUGGUGUCGCUGUCGCCGAAGACGUUACUGGAAUCGGACCGGUACGUGUGCGAGAUCUGUAAUCAGGGUUUUCAGAGGGACCAGAACCUGCAGAUGCACCGGCGGAGGCACAAGGUGCCGUGGAAGCUGCUCAAGAGGGAGACGCCGGCGGCGAGGAAGCGCGUCUUUGUCUGCCCGGAGCCGACGUGCUUGCACCACGACCCGUGCCACGCGCUCGGUGAUCUCGUCGGAAUAAAGAAACACUUCAGAAGAAAACACAGUAACCACAAACAAUGGGUCUGUGAACGAUGCUCUAAAGGCUACGCAGUUCAGUCUGAUUACAAAGCUCAUCUCAAAACCUGUGGAACCAGAGGCCAUUCUUGUGAUUGUGGUCGUGUUUUCUCCAGGGUAGAGAGCUUUAUCGAACACCAAGAUGCUUGUAACAUGGGGCGGCUCCGGACGGAAACACAGCCGCAGCCACCGCCGGCGUGCUUGUCACGGACGGCUUCGAGUCCGAGUCCGUCGAGUGAAACCAAUUUCAGCACCGGUCCGAACUGGAAUAAUGGUCUGGUGUUGCCAAAGCCUCCUGAACCGGCGGCAUUAUUGUUGAACCCUACCAUUAAUAAUACUGUUGUUCAUGAAACCUCAUCGAACAACAAGUAUAAACUGUGUCCAAACUUGGAUCUUCGGCUCUCCACUUCCAGUUCUAUCAUUCCCACUGAUACCGAAUCACCUAAGAGAGACGAACCGCGGUCAAAUCGCUUUCGGAUUUCGAUCGGUUCGUCGUCGGAAAUCGGCCAGAAAAAUGAAUCCAACUGCUUCAAUAAUAAUCGCAGGAAUUCACCCAAGGAGAGCUGUAACAGCAGCGAUAAACCACAAGGUUUGAGGAAUAUGGUUCGUAAUAAAGAAGAAGGACGUGAGCAGUUGAGGUUAGCCAUGGCGGAAAAGGCAUAUGCAGAAGAAGCAAGAAAGCAAGCAAAACGACAGAUAGAAGUUGCAGAGAAGGAGUUUGCUAAUGCAAAGAGAAUCAGACAAGAAGCUCAAGCUGAACUUGACAAAGCCUGCGCCAUUAAACAACAUGCCAUCAAACAGAUUAACUCUCUCAUGCUUCAGAUCACUUGUCAAGCUUGUAAACGACAAUUUGGAGCCCAAACGACACCGACAAUGACGUUAUUGACGGCUCCUCCACCGCCGGUGCCGGACGAGAACUCCUUGGCAGUAAGCUACAUGUCGUCUGCUCUAACAACUGAGGGUGGCGAGGAAGAAAACUAUAACAAUAACGAGAAAAAUGAUGGGAAAAAUAGUAACUCUUUAUCAUCUGUCUAGCUGCCUAUCUAGCUAGUUUGUCUCUAUAUAUUUUCAAGGUGUCUUCGAUUUUCUUUUGUCUAAAAUAUAUUUGUGAAAUUAUUAAUGGGUAUACUGAGUGGAACGUGAUUAUGUGAGUGGAGUGAUUUUACAUAUAGUCGGGGGAAAAGAGUGUUAUUUGUAACUUUUUCCAGUCUUCUGCCAUGUUAUUUUUGUUUAAUUAAA